AUGGGCCUAAAAAAGAUCGUUCCUGAAGCGAUUAAAAAGCUCGCUGAUAGAAAAAACUCGCCAUCUCCAACACGGCGGCGUGGCCUUAUCGGCGUCAAGGACUGCUUUGGAUUGCCCUACGAGUGGGAACACGCGCCGGAGGUGCCGAUUUCUAGCAUUAGCGAAUUCCAAGCCCGAGCUACCCACCCCUCCUUAAAACUCAAUUGGCAUGAAGCGGAGCGAAUCGAAAAAAUGCUCAACGGAGAAGACACAUGUCCGUCUAUCGUUGAGAUUACCUGCGAGCCAAAGCGGUCCUUCAUCGUCGCCAAGGAGGAUAAUGGAGGCGUUCGCUACGUCGUUCGCACUGACGCUGGCGAGAACAAGUGCCGUCAAAAGCCUCUUCCGCGAGCUUCUGACCAAGACGGCGACUCUGAGUCGGAGUUGAUUUUUACGCCAAUGUCGACCCGUCAAGACGAUUCCGUUCCGUCCACAAGUCGCUGUGGUGUUCCUCAACUCGACCAAAAAACGGUUGGAAUGCAAAAGAGUCUUCCAUUUGGAGUCGACGAGAAGCGCUGGAGUAAAGAUGCGAAGCCGUCUCAAAUCGACGUCAAGGCGGGCACGGUCGCGCCUUUGUACCACAAAGUUGACCGUUUUGAACAGAAGAUUGUAAAAGAUCUUGGCGGUUCGAUGACUUCUGAGUCGUCAAAAAAAGCGGCUGAAGAUUUCGCCGAAGAAAAAAGCUCUUGGUGCUUGAAUCGCCGCGAGCUCCAGACAAUCUAUGCUACCGCUGCGGAUAGCGUCCGCGGUCUUCGUCCCACUCUUGCCGAAACGACUGUUGGCAAGUUUCUUCAACGUUCUGCUGUACUUGUCGAGGGCGAGUCUGACGAUGUCGAGAUCAUUCGUCAAAAAGUAAUUGCCGCGCAAAUCGAGAACAUCGAGGAUGACAAGUACUGGACGAAGCCCGGUAAAUACGCUGGGCCGAAAAAGUCGUGGGAAGUUUUGGCGGGUUUUCACGCACAAUUUUCUCAGGACCUCGCCGACAACUUGUGCAUUGAAGUACUCUAUGUUUGGGUUCGAUUCGGGGGCGAAAACUGGAAACUUCUGGACAUCAACGAUCCAGAGCUCGGUCCGCCGUCGAUUGUCAUGAUGGCCAUCAACGAGUUGAAGAUGAAGCCGUACUUCCCAUGGCCCACCUUUUUCAAGGACAAUUUCGCCGUGGAUAAGGCUCGACUUCUUUUGGCGCUCGACUUUGUUCCGUUACCGACGGAACCUCCAGCUAAAAUGGUCGCUCCUGCGCCAGAGAUCCUCGCUGUUCUUGGCCGAGCCGACGAAAUUUACCGACAGUCCGCGCCAGCGCAAAUCCAGGCGUUAUCCGACUCAAUUGAGCUAAAGCUCUUCAAAGGGAUCAGAGCCCUACCAGAUCACGAAAUGACGGCCUUUCUUGACAGCUCGGAGAAUGACGAUGUGACGCUUUUUGAGCGUUUUGCUAUUCUUCGGGAUCGAAUGGACCAGUACUUGGGCCGCGACCGUGUCCACUCAACGGAGUAUCGAGGAUCCGCUACAUUCCUUGAUAUGCUGAAAAACCUUCGCUCCGUACUUCCGGAGGUUUUUCAAGAAAACGUCGAUUAUAUCCCGACAAAUGAGGCGAUUCAAAUCUACCUUCUCCGCGCCUCGCAGACACCUGCCAGUGAAGAUGGGGCUUUUCUUGCAUUGUUUGGCCUAUCUUCUCCGAUCCCUGCAAAGUUCUUCAAGGCGCACGCAUUUGAGGUAUUUCCUCAAUCUUCAAAACUUGAAAAAGUUUUGCCCUUCGCUGUCAAAUAUCGACACGAAAUUAUCACAGCUUUCAAGGCGCAAUCACCAUCGAUUCUAAAGGUCUUGGGCGACGACUCCUCACCGUUCCUUGAAACGCAAUUCAAGUCCAAGCCCGUUCGUCGACUGCCAGACCACAAGGACGACAGCGGCGAUGAAGAAAAGGCAACUUCGGCCACGAUGGAGGACAGCAACAAUAACAACUCCCAGGUUGUUUACAUAAGCAGUGACGAUGCUCCUGCAAAAUACAUGAGCGACGAAGAAGACCGUUCCGGCGCCGACUUCCGCUUGGAUUGCCCAUCGACAAGCAGCGAAGACGAGAUUGUCGUCCCAAAAACGCAUGACUAUUGGUGCUCUCGAGGGCAUUAUUACAAUCGGCAUUGCCUGGAGGCGUCAAGAUCAACAACUACGGACCCGCCGACUACAACAACGCAGUCCGCCCCCGCUCCACCUCCGACCAGUAAAGAGUCUACGUUUUCAUCUUUGGCUACCAUUGAAACUACUUCAACGACGUCGACAGUUGAAACGACUACAACAUCUACAGAAGAGGUGACCACAGCUAUUCCAAGUACCGAGCAGUUGGUAACACGGCAGAAUUCUACCGAGCCCAGCGCAGUUGCCGCCGGCGGCGAAGAAAAUUUUGAGUCAAGGCUGCCAACUUGGAAGAUCCUUCUGCUCUUCGUUGCCGCCUUGCUCAGUUUCUACCUAAUCGUCUCAUGCAUCAUCAAAUACCGAAAUCCAAACGAAAAUUGCGGUCUCAUUCGUGUUGUAAUUUUCAAGCACAUUCGAGAUUUCUUUUUCGAUCUUCUGUUCUUCUUGGUGGAUGUUUUUCGAUACUGGUGUGGCUGUUUGCGGGAACAUCAGCGACCGCGUUGGGGAAUGUUUCACGAUCAGCGGAUCCAGCGUUGGUGCCCUUCGUGCUGUCGAGCCAAUCGAAACGACCGUGACGCUGCAAGAAACGACGAGUAUUACCAGGAGCAGCAACGAAAGAACCAACGACGGGCAGAGCAGUGGCAGAGGGCAAAUGCUCAAGCGGAAAGACUUGCGAUGCAGGAGCGGCAACAGCGUCAAGAGUGGCUUCUUUUCGAUCAACAACGCAGGCAGCAGCAUUCUGAACGACGAGAGCCGCAGAUUCAUCCAGCACCUCCUGUCCAGAGUCAACCUCAGUCGCGUCGCCAACUGACUCGAGAACAAUGCGCACCUCCUCCAAGUUACGCUCAACUCUCACGAGACCCAGACGAUGAUGAAAACCAGGGCCCGAGAGAGCCUUUGCGCCGCAAAAGAUCUCUGCGAGAGCUGGUUUUCGGUAAGUCUCCGAAAAAAAAGAGCCCUUCUGGCGGAGCUCCUGCUCAAACGACUCAGUUUUCAAUGGGAAACAUCGUUAAUGAGAUAGGUGAAGCUAAUAACAACGAACCAGCGCCGCCGAGUUACGAUUUUACCGAAAAAGAAAACUUUGAUUCCAUCUCUGAAGAAGAAGAGCCGCCGACAGAAGAAGAACAAGCCGCGCAAUGGUUAGAAAAGAACUUUUCAGCCGCGCCCGUCAAGUCUGAAGAAUCGAGCUCGUCCGAAAGCGAAGAUGAGAUUGAUUCCACUACGCUGGCUGAGCUAAAAAAGUUAAAUCCCGGCGUAGAGGAGCUUUCUAUUAGUAAAGAACCUGUGAAGCCCGCGUCGGUUGUCCAAACGAAUCCUCAACUAAGCCAUCUGGUGCGCAAGGGAUCUCUUCGACGGAAACAACCGUGCCCGGCCCAUCCUCUUGCUACCCACAGCGUCGACAGCUCGUCCUUUUUGGAAAAGAAGACGGUUAAAGAAGAAGCUUCCGCUGCGGAUGAGGUUAUCGAUCCUGCUGUCGGGCCUACAAAAAAACCGCCGAAAACUCCAGAAUGUGCUGAAGACGACGACUCGCCAAAUUUCCGACAAGUGGUUAGCAGCAUUCGUAAAAAAUACGAUCUUAUGAAGCUCGUCAACAAAGAUCUCAAGAUCCAGGAUGUCAAGCUUGAGUACGAAAGCGCGCCGAUGAGUCCAAUGUCAAAGAUAUUCAAUGAGCGUCCUGUCCAACAACCUCGAAUUUGGGGUCCCCCAGGUCGUAACGCAGCUGCGCCCUUGAUUAAAAGCCCCCCGGAAGAAAAAGAAGCCCUGGUCGACGAACACGAUUCCGUUUCUUUUGUAAAAGAGGAUUCAGAUAUUCCCGUAAUGUCGAUUGAAAAAGAAGGCAAAGAAAUGGCUUCACUUACAGAGCAAAAGGAUGAUCUAGAUGAAAGCGGCGCGUCUUUUCACAGUGCAGUUUCAAUGCCAUACGAUUCCCCGGUCGCGAUUAUGAAUAGCUUCAAAUCGUAUAACCGAUUUGAGAAAGUUGGUGAGAACUCAAACGACUCCGAUAAUAUCGAAAUCGUCGACGAAGUUUGCGUCAAAAUCGAAGGCGAAAAAGAGCCAACAAAAUCAGGGGGCGAUAACGGAGAUCCUGCUCGAUCGUCUUCUAGUGUUACUCCUCUUCCGUCGGAAAGUGCUUCUGUGGAAGAUGACUGUAAUAGCGACGAUUACAGUGAUGACGACGUGUUUGAAGGCAUUCCUCACGAUCGCCGAGUAGUUGUUACUACUACAACGUCUUCAGUGUCGUCUUACGCGUCAUCUGUUCUUUCUCAAAGCACCGUCACGACAACAUCAUCAGGCUCCACCUGCACAAGCGGACAAUCGGGCUCCACUUCAACUAGCGGUUAUCAAUCGUCUGCCGCCCAAGAAGAUGCCGUUAGCUUCGAAAACGAUCCGAUUCAAGCCAAGAAGGGCAAACGAGCAGACCAAUCUGCGUCGACCACCAAGUCGGCUAAAAAGGCGAAACCAGCACCAGCGCAGACGGACUCUCCUCGACGAUAUCCCAGACGAAAGUGUCGACAAACCGAUCGCCUGACUUACAAUCACGGCGAUCUUUUUUAA
Molecule: messenger RNA, 4716 nt
Organism: Oikopleura dioica
Lineage: Eukaryota; Metazoa; Chordata; Appendicularia; Copelata; Oikopleuridae
Source: the annotation of a GenBank genome assembly